UUGAGAAUAAGUUACGCUGGAUUAGAGUAUGAUCUAUUCGAUUCCGAGCCGGAUACAAAGGGAGAAGAGCAAUGAUAACUAAGGGUGCGAUUACAUGGACGCGCGGAAACGCGGAAACGCGGAAGAGAAAGUAACUAGAUUCCGCGUUUCCGUCGUUUCUUCUCGCGUGUUUAAGCGGAGAUCGCUUUGCCGGACGAGUUUCCAAUGGAUAAUCCUGCAACAAAGUGCGGCUACUGUGGUUUCAUUUUGCGAGGGUCGUGUGGAAUAAUUUUGGAUCAUGAUUGCUUUGCCGCAUACAAUGAAGAUACUGACAUUAUAAGUGUUGACGAAAAUGCCAUCGCACUAUGAGGAAGAGACUUGAAACUGAAGUUGUACAGCAUUCAAAGGCUGGAGCUGAACAGCGUGUGUCCACACACUCUACGCACACUCUCACACAAGAUGAAUUGCUGAUUGAGUUGGUUCGUGUUCGAAGAGCUUUAUGGGAUCAUUCCAUUCCAACUAGCGAAAGAACGAAGUUAAAAAAAGAUAAUCUGUGGCAAGAGAUUGUAAACGCAUUUAGUGAAUCCCUCACUUUAGAAACAGUAAAACAAAGAUGGAAACACCUUCGAGUUUAUAUGAAAGCUAAGAAGAAAAUGCGAGGAUAUAUACGAAGUGGAUCGGGGGCGGAAUCAGGUCAUCCAUUAAAAAGUUCUUUCUACCAUUAUGAACAAAUGAGAUUUCUCGACAAUAUUGAAAAGAUAGCUCCAACUGCCAGCUCCAUUCAGCACUUUUUAGAAAUGCCUUCAUCUCAUAAUGAUGUGCAAAUGGAUACUAUGCAAGACGAUAACUUUGACAGUUUUGACGAUUCUAUAAUGGAUUCUGCAUACCCACCAUCAGAAACAUCACAAACUUCAUCAUGUCCUCGGCACGGGCUAAAAAGAACAACACUCACCAUGUAUACGUAUAUAUUAUUAAUUACAGAUGUCCAAAAGCAAACUGAAAUAGAAAAGAAAUUUUUAAGCAUGAUUGAUGAAGAAUUGUCGCAGAAAAAACGUGAUGCAGUCGACAGUUAUUUAGAACAGCUUGGCGACAUACUACGUCGAUUGCCCUAUAUACGACGCAGAAACCUACAAAGAAAAAUGCUCGAUAUUGCCAUAGAAGAAGAGGAUGCCAUGUUUGCAGAGAGGGAGAAUGCUAAUUAGAAAUAUUUCUUUAAUAUUAUAAAUUUUUAAUGUUUUGUAUUA
Molecule: messenger RNA, 1223 nt
Organism: Nylanderia fulva
Lineage: Eukaryota; Metazoa; Arthropoda; Insecta; Hymenoptera; Formicidae
Source: RefSeq, a predicted model, not a curated record